Molecule: messenger RNA, 1161 nt
Organism: Neocloeon triangulifer
Lineage: Eukaryota; Metazoa; Arthropoda; Insecta; Ephemeroptera; Baetidae
Product: macro domain-containing protein RSc0334-like
Exons: 6
Coding region: 272-1024 (250 amino acids)
Biological process (GO): DNA damage response; peptidyl-glutamate ADP-deribosylation; purine nucleoside metabolic process
Cellular component (GO): nucleoplasm
Molecular function (GO): ADP-ribosylglutamate-[protein] hydrolase activity
Source: RefSeq, a predicted model, not a curated record
GUAUAAAAUUUUUGACAAAGUUUUCGCAAGAAGUGCUAUUUUUGUACUAAGAAUAUUUGUGACAAAUCGAUAAUGAAAUUUUUUUCGCCUUCUUGGAAAAGGCUGUGCCGAUUAAUUUUGCAGCGCAAAUCGUGCCAAUAACUUAAACUUAAGUAUCUUGACUCCAAACGUUUUCACUUUUCGUGUUGGAACUUUGUAUCUCUUUUGUUUUGUCCAAUUGACUUCGACACUGUCCUGUUUAUGUAAAUUCCCCUUUGACAUAAGAAAAUUAAUGUUAACAACCAGACGAAAGGAGCGACCAGUUGGACCUCGCUCUGGAGGAACUUGUCAAAAACUCAGCAUAAAAUACCUAAGCAUGCCACUGGAGGAAAAGAGGAAAUUCUACAGAAAAGAUCAUUUCACUUUGGAUCAAGUUCUCACUUGGCAGGAAUUUGCAGCUACAGAAGAAUUGACUCCCCCUAAAGACCCUCCCCAGGCUAAAUUUGACGAAGAGCUGAACAGGAAGGUUUCAAUUUUUGAGGGGGACAUCACUACCCUGGAGAUAGACAUUGUUGUGAACGCAGCUAAUAAAUAUCUAGGCAGGGGAGCAGGAGUGUGUGGAGCAAUCUUUGCUGGCGCUGGAGACAUUUUGGAGGAAGAGUGUGACUCGAUGGAUGGCUGCCCCCCUGGUGAUGCAAAGUUGACUGGAGGAUACAAGCUGCCAGCCAAAUACAUUCUUCACGCUGUAGGACCAAUUGAUAAAAAUCCUGAUGUGUUGAAAUCAUGCUACAAGAACUGCCUGGGCUACCUGAAACAACCUGAUGAUGAUGUAGAGCCAUCGCUACGAACUAUUGCAUUCCCUUGUAUUGGCACUGGAAUUUACGGUUUUCCUAACAACAAAGCCGCUGAGAUAGCUGUCUCAUUAGCUAGGAGCUUCCUCGAGAAGAACAGAGACCAUGUUGACAGAAUCAUCUUCUGCCUCUUUGAUAGCAUUGACAAGAAGCUCUACAGAAAAUACAUGCAGCUCUACUUUCCCACAGAGUAAUUAUUGUUAUUCUUACAUCUUUAUAUUCUUUUUCUUUUUAAGUUAUUAUGUGAUUAUCAGAAAAUUGAGAACUUAACUGGACAUUAUGCAAAGUGUAAAACCUUUUUAACAGGUUGUUCAAUAAAGGGAGAAAUACU